Ficedula albicollis (Collared flycatcher) is the source of this 1835-nucleotide messenger RNA. RefSeq names its product G protein-coupled receptor 37 (gene GPR37). The coding region runs from base 1 to 1818 and encodes 605 amino acids. Gene Ontology annotation, molecular function: G protein-coupled peptide receptor activity; prosaposin receptor activity. Gene Ontology annotation, cellular component: signaling receptor complex; plasma membrane. The record is from RefSeq and is a predicted model, not a curated record. Gene Ontology annotation, biological process: adenylate cyclase-inhibiting G protein-coupled receptor signaling pathway; positive regulation of MAPK cascade. NCBI's taxonomy places the organism in Eukaryota, Metazoa, Chordata, Aves, Passeriformes, Muscicapidae. The transcript has 4 exons.
AUGGCAACUGGCAUGAGCGAUGGAGAAUCCUUAAAGGUAUUUACAAUUUUAGAGUUACUGCAUCCAAAUUCGGCAAGCGGUCACCUGAAUGAAGUAAAAAUCAGAGAAACAAGAAGAACUCUGAAGUACAAAUACAAGAACGGAAACCAUACACAAGCAGGAAAGGAAAAAAAGUCCAUAGCAGGAAAGAAAUCUGUGGAGACGGUUCUGAUGCUACCCCGCUGCGGGAUAAGUGUGAACACCGUCUCCUCGGCUCAGCCCCGCUGUGCGCUCUGCGCUCUGCCGGGGGAACGCGCGCCCCUCGCUCCCCGUCCCGGCUCUGCCCCGGCAGCAAGGUGCCCUCACGGCUCCUCUGCCGCCCCGGUGCCGCAGCUUCCCCCGCUCCCGCCGCCCGCGGGACGCGCCGGCCGGGACUGCCGGUACCACAGCAGGGCUCCGGUACCACAGCAGGGCUCCGGUACCACAGCGGGACUGCCGCAGCCCGUGCCUGCGCGGGGGCCGUGGCUGCCGCCCCGCUUCACCUGCUACCCGCACCACUCGGGAGGCAAGAGCAGCCCCGAGGAGCCCGUCCCAGGGUUUGCCCACCCGGCGCCGGCAGCAUCUUUGCCGCCCCGGCCGUGUUCGCCGUCCCCUGCCCGCGUGCGAGUGCUUGGGGGUGCAGUGAUCGAUCCCGGGGCCGGGGGCCGCGGGAACGCCACGGGGCGCCGCGCCCGGCUCCGCAACCCCUUCUACCCGCUGACCGAGGAGUCGUACGGCGCCUACGCCGUCAUGUGCCUCUCCGUGGUGAUCUUCGGCAUCGGCAUCAUGGGCAACAUGGCAGUGAUGUGCAUCGUCUGCCACAACUACUACAUGCGGAGCAUCUCCAACUCCCUGCUGGCCAACCUGGCCUUCUGGGACUUCCUCAUCGUCUUCUUCUGCCUGCCGCUGGUUAUCUUCCAGGAGCUCACCAAGAAGUGGCUUCUAGAAGACUUCUCCUGCAAAAUCGUCCCGUACAUCGAGGUGGCCUCUCUGGGCGUCACCACGUUCACGCUGUGCGCCCUGUGCAUCGACCGGUUCCGCGCCGCCACCAACGUGCAGAUGUACUACGAGAUGAUCGAGAACUGCGCCUCCACCACGGCCAAGCUGGCGGUGAUCUGGGUGGGCGCCCUGCUGCUGGCCCUGCCCGAGGUGGUGCUGCGCCAGCUGGCCAGGGACGAGCCCGAGCACGGCGGCAGCGCCGCGGGCGAGCGCUGCGUGGUGAAGAUCUCCACGGCGCUGCCCGACACCAUCUACGUGCUGGCCCUCACCUACGACGGGGCGCGCCUCUGGUGGUACUUCGGCUGCUAUUUCUGCUUGCCCACCCUCUUCACCAUUACCUGCUCCCUGGUGACGGCCAGGAAAAUCAGGAGGGCAGAAAAAGCCUGCACGAGGGGGAACAAGCGACAAAUUCAGCUGGAAAGUCAGAUGAAUUGCACAGUGGUGGCUUUGACCAUUUUAUAUGGAUUUUGCAUUAUUCCUGAAAACAUUUGCAACAUCGUGACUGCCUACAUGUCCACAGGGGUCUCUCGACAGACUAUGGACCUCCUCCAUCUCAUUAGUCAGUUCCUUUUGUUCUUUAAGUCCUGUGUUACCCCAGUUCUCCUGUUCUGUCUCUGUAAACCUUUCAGCCGGGCCUUUAUGGAGUGUUGCUGUUGCUGCUGUGAUGAAUGCAUCCAGAAGUCUUCCACGGUGACGAGUGAUGACAAUGACAACGAGUACACCACAGAGCUGGAGCUCUCCCCAUUCAGUACCAUCCGUCGCGAAAUGUCGACUUUUGCUUCCGUGGGGACUCACUGUUAAUUGACCUUAGGACUUUA